GCUGCGGUGGCCCUGAGGACUCUGCGGGGAUGCGGUGGCCGGCGGGACAGCCCAUGGCAGCGCGGCGGGGCCGCGGGGGCUCUGCCGGCAGCGUGCUGGGGCUGAGCCGCUCGGCGCUGCAGCUGCCGGCGCUCUGGUGGUGGUACCUGUUCCUGAGCGCCGAUGCCCAGGAGGUGGCCACGUUCACGGUGCAGUACCGGGUGCUGGAGGAGGUGCCCCCGGGGACCGUCAUAGGGAGCCUGGCCGAGCACUUCGAGGGCGGCGAGAGCGGCGAGGCGGCCGAGACCUUCCAGCUGAUGGAGACCCCCGGGAGGUUCCCGCUGCGUGUGGGCAGCGGGGAUGGGGUGCUGAGCACGGCCGGGCGCGUGGACAGGGAGCAGCUGUGCCGCCACGCCGAUCCCUGCUGGGUGUCCUUCGACGUGCUGGCAGCCCAGAACCCGGCCCUGAUCCACGUGGAGGUUCAGGUGGUGGACAUCAACGACAACGCGCCGCGCUUCCCCACGCCCGAGCUGGAGCUGGAGAUCUCGGAGAGCGCGUCCCUGCGGACUCGGAUCCCGCUGGAUCGAGCCAUGGAUGCUGACGCCGGCCCCAACGCCCGCUGCUCCUACGCCCUCUCCCCCAGCGAACACUUUGCUCUGGAGGUCGUCUCCGGCUCCGACGGGACGAGGCACGCGGAGCUCGUCGUGGUUAAGGAGGUGGACCGGGAGCUGCACUCCUCCUUCGACCUCGUGCUGACAGCCACAGAUCACGGGGAGCCACCAAAAUCAGGUACUGCUUUGAUUAAAGUCAUUGUCCUCGACUCCAACGACAACAGCCCCGUGUUUGCAGAGAGCUCCCUGACGGUGGAGGUUCGGGAGGACGCCCAGCCCGGGACCCUGCUGGUGACAGUCACGGCCACUGACCCCGACCAGGGUCCCAACGGGGAGAUCGAGUACAGCCUGAGCAGGCACGCACCCCCUGAGGUGCUGAGCACCUUCAGCAUCGACGCCCGCACGGGCAGCAUCCUCCUGAGGCUCCCUCUGGACUAUGAGGAGACCCACGCCUACGAGCUGGAUGUGCAGGCGCGGGACCUCGGCGCCAACCCCAUCCCGGCGCACUGCAAGGUCCUGGUCAAGGUCCUGGAUGUCAACGACAACGCUCCUGACGUCCACGUCACCUGGGCCACGCGGGUGCCCGUGCUGUCUGAGGCCCUCCCCAAGGACAGCUUUGUGGCCCUGGUGACAGCCAGCGACCCCGACUCGGGAAGCAACGGGCAGGUGCUCUGCUCCCUCAGCCAGGGGUACGAGCACUUCAGGCUGAAGAGGACCAACAGCCACAGCUUCGCUCUGCUGACCAACGCCUCGCUGGACCGCGAGCGGCGCGCCGAGUACAACCUGACGCUGGUGGUGCGGGACAUGGGGGACCUGUCCCUGGCAGUGCUGAAACACCUCACCAUCUGCAUCAGCGAUGUCAAUGACAACGCCCCGGCCUUUGAGAAGGCUGCCUACGAGGCUGCUGUUGCUGAGAACAGUGAAGCCCCUGCCUUUCUGCUCACUGUCCAUGCCACCGACCCUGACCUGGGCUUCAAUGGGAAAGUCACCUACAGGAUCCUGGACCCUUCUGCUUUGGGGCUGGUCUCAGUCGACCCCGUCACUGGGGAUGUUUUUGCCCUCCAAGCUUUUGAUUACGAGCAGGUGAGGAGCCUGGAGUUCCUGGUGACAGCGGAGGAUGGAGGGCAUCCCAAGCUGGCAUCCAACAUCUCCAUCAGGCUGGCUGUGCUCGACCGGAAUGACAAUGCACCCAUCAUCACCGUGCCAGCGCUGGUGGGAGGGGUGGCCACGCUCUCCGUCCUGGUCAAUGUGGACACUGGGUGCUGCUGGGUGGUCCCUGGGAACGGGAGCACACAAGGGGCUGUGGCAGUGACCAACUCCACACUUGUGUCAUGCCCUGGCAGCCCCUUCCUCUUCACCAUCGUGGCCAGGGAUAUGGACUCCGGCGUCAAUGGGGCUCUCCGGUAUGAGCUGCUGGGUGGGGAUGAUAGCGGGCUCUUCAUCCUGGACCCCCUCCUGGGGCAGGUGUCCCUCAACACCAGCAACGCCAGCAGCCUGGCCGGCAGCCAGCGGGAGCUGCUGGUCCGGGUGAGCGACCAGGGGGACACCCCCCUGCACACCCUGGCCCGGCUCCGCUUGCUUUUCCGGCAUCAUGGGGCCUUCUCCAAGAUGUCAGCACGGGAUCCCGGCUGGCCCAGCCUGUCCGUGGUGCUCAUCAUCUGCCUGGCCGCUCUGCUGGGCGCCUGCCUGCUGCUGCUGGCCCUGACCCUGUCCCUGCGCAAGAAGGACAAGAAGGACGGCAUGGCCUACAACUGCCGGGAGGCCGAGGACGCCCGCAGGCAGCAGCAGCUCAAGAAGCCGCACAGGCAGAUC
Molecule: messenger RNA, 2402 nt
Organism: Cyanistes caeruleus (blue tit)
Lineage: Eukaryota; Metazoa; Chordata; Aves; Passeriformes; Paridae
Source: RefSeq, a predicted model, not a curated record